Messenger RNA from Morchella importuna, 348 nucleotides. RefSeq lists its product as uncharacterized. Bases 1 to 348 code for a protein of 115 amino acids. Lineage: Eukaryota; Fungi; Ascomycota; Pezizomycetes; Pezizales; Morchellaceae. The transcript has 2 exons. The record is from RefSeq and is a predicted model, not a curated record.
AUGACUUCGCGCGCCCUAAGCCCUACCACAUCUACCAAGUCAGGUUCUCACGUGCCUGUUACCGCAUCACAUCCGCGAUUGCUGCAAACAAACCCCCACCGCCUCCGCCUCGUAGCCAUUCAACCGGCCCUACUCCUCCGACUCCACAAAUUGCCUACCACCGCCGCCUUGGUCGGCACCCCCCUUCACCCCCCAGCACUUCUCGCACGACACCACCGCCGCCUCGCCCUUUUCUUCCGCUGGGCGCUGAAGCGCCGGAAGCGUCUCUGUCACACAUACGACGCGCCAGUCUCUACCCUCGUUCUCCAUGGCACGUGUACCGCCGCCCACGCCGCGCUCAACACCUAG